Messenger RNA from Homalodisca vitripennis (glassy-winged sharpshooter), 711 nucleotides. RefSeq names its product acylphosphatase-1-like. Gene Ontology annotation, molecular function: acylphosphatase activity. NCBI's taxonomy places the organism in Eukaryota, Metazoa, Arthropoda, Insecta, Hemiptera, Cicadellidae. The transcript has 5 exons. The record is from RefSeq and is a predicted model, not a curated record. The coding region runs from base 284 to 580 and encodes 98 amino acids.
UGUUAUUUGUGCAAUUUGAUUACAAAUAUCUGUUGCUAUAGAAACGUAAACAAUUUGUUUCUUUUCAUGGAGCUGGGAAUUGAAUUUAUUGGGAUCCAAGGUUGAACAUAUUAACCUAUAAACAUUGUAGUAUACGUGAUAAAUUUAAUUCUUAUUUAAUUAUCAUCAUUGCUUUGUGAAAAUACGUUUAGAUAAAAGAAUCUUCUUUGAUAAGGCAGAGCAUAGCCUGGCUCCUAAUAAAUAUUUACUCCUUUGUAUACAUUUGAUUUUACUUCAAAUAGCAAUGUCAACGAAAGUUAUUAUCAGUGUUGAUUUUGAAGUUUAUGGAAGAGUGCAAGGUGUUUUCUUCAGAAAGUUCACCCAGGAACAGGGCAAGAAAUUAGGACUAAAAGGUUGGUGCAUGAACACUGAGGCUGGAACUGUCACUGGAGUUAUGGAGGGUGAACAGAGACAGGUUGAAGCCAUGAAAAAGUGGCUCCAAGAAACAGGCAGUCCGAUGAGUAAAAUUGAUAAGGCUGUGUUUAAGAACGAGAAGAAAUUAGACAACUACACCUACAAAGAUUUUAGUGUCGUUGAGUGAAGUACACAACUACACCAUAAAGUCAAGCCAAUUUCCAAAAUACUUCCAUGUUGUAUUAUUUAUUAAUGUAAUAAAUAUUUAUUUAUUUAUUUUAGAUUAUAAAUUGUAAAUACAUUUUUCUAGAAACAUAA